Messenger RNA from Solea senegalensis (Senegalese sole), 1391 nucleotides. It is a transcript of the gene sertad4, whose product is annotated as SERTA domain containing 4. Gene Ontology annotation, cellular component: nucleus. The record is from RefSeq and is a predicted model, not a curated record. The transcript has 4 exons. NCBI's taxonomy places the organism in Eukaryota, Metazoa, Chordata, Actinopteri, Pleuronectiformes, Soleidae. Bases 101 to 1264 code for a protein of 387 amino acids.
CCCCUGAACGCACCUUGGUUUUCCGUCGUUGACACAAAGCCAGUGUGGAUCCGAGGACGACGUCAGCGCAGAGGCAGACAGACAGAAGUCAGACAGAGAGAUGACCCUCGUUUUGUCCAUGAAUCCUUUCCUGGACCCAGAAGGAGACCCGCCGCUCUCCACCUAUCAGCCUGUGUGGGAAUCAGAGCGAUGCAGCAAGACCUGCCCGUCAAACCCGGCCCCGCCUUCCAGCUCUGAUGAGGCGUUUACACAAGAGCCGCCCUCCAGACGACUUCCUGAUCAUGUGUCCAGAAUUGCGUACUUUAAGAGGAAGUUUGUGGACGAUGACGACGAGCCGUCCUUCAGUUUCAGGACGUACUGCCAGGCUGUUGCUCCGGUGUUGGAGGAGCGCGCUCUGGUGCUGCGUCUCUCUCUGGAGAAGAUGAGGUUCAUCGACGACCCCGAGGCCUUCCUGCGACGUUCUGUUCUCGUCAACAACCUCCUGCGACGUCUGCGUGCUGAGAUUCUGCUGCAGAGCUCUGACUGGUGCUUCCCACCAAACCCGGCGUUUGCCACUGCCCCGUUUGUCCUCCCGCCCAGCGCUAACCCCGCCCACCAGGCGCACCACGGAGCGCUGCCCGCCCGGAUCUGCUUAUCACCGCAGGCUGGACCGCCGCUCCGUAAGCGCUUACGAAUGGUUGGCGGAGGACGUGGUGAACUGCGGCCUGACUGCGCUCAGACGUGCUGCUGCAUCUACGCAGCUGCAGCCUCAGCAGGACAUUACCUGCACCUCCCGCUCUCCAUGUACGACGCCGCGCUCUCCUCCUGCCCGCCCACGCCUCACUCCUCCUCCUCCUCCUCCUCCUCCUUCUUUCAGCUCGCUAACCACAGUAAGUUAGGGCGAGAGCACGAUGAUGAUGAUGAGGAAGAUAUCGAAGAGGAGGAGGAAAAUGAAGAAGAAGAAGAAGAUGAAAGGGAAGCAGGGGAGGAGGAGGAGGAGGAGGAAGAGGAGGAGGAAAAAACACAAGCAGGGCCUUCUACUGAUGUUAAUAAAAAUAAUUCACUCCAGAAAAGGACUAGGACCUCGCUGGCUCACACACACACAAGGACAGAGGAGGACACCUGCAUGACAGACAGAGGAGAGGAGGACGAAGAGCGAGAGCAGGAGGAGGAGGAGGACGACGACGACGAAGAAGAGGAAGUGGCAGAGAGAGCGUGUCAGUGGGUCUCAGAGAGAGAUCUCCACAGGUUCAGCUUCUGGCAGCGCAGGGUUCACAGACAGUAAGUGUGUGUUAGCGAGUGAAGAUGCAGUGAUGACGAUGAUUCAGAUGAAGGUUACAAUUCAAAUAUGCCAAGUCAGCUUUAUUUUCAUGUGGAAAACAGAACAUUGUUGUGUUUGUCAAGCACAGAGC